UACAUUUCUCACAAAGUGAUGAUCUGUAUCGUGACCCAGCACUUCAGUUGGAAUCGGUUUAUUUUAUUGUUAAUUGGCUUAUGGCCUUAUCACCAUUCGAAACUAAUUCAGCUGCAGAUAAUCUUGUGCCUUGGUAUUUUGAUUAGUUGUGUCGUGUAUCAACUUGCAGUAUUUAUUUCUGAAGAAUGUACUGUCGAUCUUAUCCUUAAGGUUAUCUCCAUGGUAUUAUUUUUUUCUAUGUAUGUAAUUGAAUACAACAGUUUCCGUGUUAACAGGCAAGCUAUAAAAUGGUCAUUGGAGCACCUUCAGCAUAUCUGUAACGAACUGAAAGACGAAAAAGAAAUCAAUAUUAUGAAGAAGUGCGGGAACAACGCGAAACGUUGUACGUUUCUAUUCAUAAUGUUUCAAGUGUUCAACAUAAUUGCUAUUAUAUCAUUGCCCUGUGUACUAUACAUUUUUGAUAUUGUCGUGCACAUAAAUGAGCAUCGUCUAAGUCGUGUGAUGCAGAUGUUUAUACCUAAGCACUUCGUCGGCCGAGAAAAUUAUUUCUAUCUAAUUAUGCUACAUUCGGGCUCAGCGAUUAUGAUAGGAGGGAUAAUGCUGAUUGCAUCAGUGACGUUGUGCAUAGCAUAUGUUAAACAUGCUUGUGGAAUGUUUAAAAUCGCCAGUUAUCGCAUCGAGAAGGCAAUAAAUACGCUGAAGAAUGUUAGUUUAAAGAAUGAGAUUGUAAUGUACAGACAAUUAAUUCAUGCCGUAGAUAUUCAUCGUAAAGCUAUAAAGUCCACUACACUUUUCUUUUCUGUCUUUCAACAAUCGCGUUUCGUCUUAAUAAUAAUUGGAGUAAUUACCUUAAGCCUGAAUCUUUAUGGAAUUUCUGAAGUUAUUUCGUUUGGACGCGAUAUUCAGGAUUUUAUAUUUCAUUUUCUAAUUGUAAUCGAUAUUUAUAUAUAUAUGUUUUGUUUUAACUAUGCUGGACAAGAAUUUAUGGAUCAUAAUAACCACAUAUUUACCACUGCAUACAAUGUUCAGUGGUAUAUAACACCAUUACAUGUACAGAAACUAAUAUUAUUCCUGUUGCAAAGAGGUAGCAAAACUGUCAGCCUUAGUUUUGGGACAGUCUUCACAUUGUCUUUAGAAUUAUUUGCAGUGUUGACAAAAGCAUCGAUAACCUACUUUACUGUUAUGUGCUCGAUGCAAGCGAUGUGAAAAUUUUUUAUCCAACAAUUGCAAUUGUGUUUGCAAUUUACAGUAGAGUAGGUGAGUAGAAAUACAUUUUUUGCAUGUGUUUGAUGGUUGAAUAAAAUUAUUGAAGAAAUAACAUUUCUUCUGUUUUCCAAGCAUAACGCAUUCGUGACGUAAGUAGAGAGAUAGACAUUAGUAGAUUUUUAUAUUAAAUAGAUUAUAUGUACAUAUAAUAUAUUAUACCUUUGAAACAUGAAGUAUCAUUUACCUUUGAAUGAUAUUAAUUUUAAUGAGUAGAUUUCGAACGUUUUUGUUUUUCGCGUUUAAAUCAGUAGAACAUCAGUCACACGAAGUUUGCACAGAUGAAAUAGUACAUAUGUAUCGUUAAUAACACUGAUAUUACUUUCCUGUAUAGUUCGCGUUGCUCUGUUUUAAUAAUCACAAAUUCACGGUUGCUUAAGUCUCGAUAACGAAUCUCUAUCUACUUUUUGCUUUAAAGAUUUCAUUUAUGGUAUUAUAAGAGCUAUAACGGGUAAACGUGUGAUA
This is a messenger RNA of Vollenhovia emeryi, 1728 nucleotides long. RefSeq lists its product as uncharacterized. Gene Ontology annotation, cellular component: plasma membrane. Gene Ontology annotation, biological process: detection of chemical stimulus involved in sensory perception of smell; sensory perception of smell. NCBI's taxonomy places the organism in Eukaryota, Metazoa, Arthropoda, Insecta, Hymenoptera, Formicidae. Gene Ontology annotation, molecular function: olfactory receptor activity; odorant binding. The transcript has 9 exons. The coding region runs from base 19 to 1206 and encodes 395 amino acids. The record is from RefSeq and is a predicted model, not a curated record.